AUGCCACCGCCCAUAUAUCCACCACAUAAACAUCCACCACCACCACCACCUUCACAUCCACCACACAAACUGCCCCCACCACCUUCUUCACCACCACCGCUGCCAUCAUCACAUCCCACACCUUCACCAUCAUCACCGCCACCUAACACACCUACAUUACCACCACCAUCUCAUCCAUCACCUUCAAUAUCGCCACCAUUAUAUCCACCACCUUCACCAUCACCUUUACCACCUACUGUGUUGCCACCUUCACACCCACCACCUUCAUUGCCACCGCCACCUUCAAUGCCGCCACCAAGUCCACCACCUUCACCUUCACCACCCACACUAACCCCACCUCCGGUGCCGCCACCAUCAAGUCCACCCCCUCCGGUGCCGCCAAGAUCAAGUCCACCCCCUCCUGUGCCACCACCAUCAAGUCCACCCCCUCCGGUGCCGCCACCAUCAAGUCCACCCCCUCCGGUGCCGCCAAGAUCAAGUCCACCCCCUCCUGUGCCACCACCAUCAAGUCCACCCCCUCCGGUGCCGCCACCAUCAAGUCCACCCCCUCCAGUGCCUCCACCAUCAAGUCCACCACCUCCAGUGCUGCCACCAUCAAAUCCGCCACCUUCAUUGCCACCGCCAUUAAGUCCACCACCUACACCACUUUCACCAUUGUCACCGUCACGAUCACCACCUACACUGCCACCAUCAUACACACCACCACCUUCUCUGUUGCCGCCAUCGUCCUCACCCCCGUUUCCUCCGAUACUCACCCCAGAGCCACCAAUUUGCCAGUGUGUAUGCCCAGCACCAAGUCCUUAUUAUAAUUCAAUUGCCCCAUCACCGCAAAGUUCACCAUCUCAUAGCCAUCGCACUGUUUAUCUUGCCACUUUUGUCUCUCUUGGUGGAUUGUUCUUUCUUGCAUUCCUUGCAAUUGGUCUCUUUUGCUUCCAUAAGAAGAAGAAAAAGUCAAGGGCAGCAUACGGAGAUCAAGGUGUUGCUCAUGCAGAGGAACAAGGAGAAGUUCACACCUUUCAGAGCAUCCCCGCAGCUAACCAAAGCGUAUCUGUCAAUAUAGAUGAUCAAAAUCCGAAUGUUGAACCGAAAUCUUAUGGUGACGGCGGUGAGGAAGCAGAAGAAAAUGAUCCUGACAAAAGUCCUAGCCGUCGUAAACCUCCUAUUCGUCGUCGUACUAGAGCACAAGGAAAAAAAGACUCCAAUAAUGGUGGCAACAUAAUUGCUGCAAUUGGUGCUGGUUCAAAUGAGGAAUUAGAAUCCGAAGAUGACGAUGAAGAAUCAGAUCAAUCUAAAGAUUCAGAUAAAAGUUCUCGUCGCCGGAAACGUGGUUCCAGUGGUCGCACCCAAAAAAGAGAGCCUAAAAUAAAUCGGAACCGUGAUCGUAAUGGUGACCAAAGUGUGUUUGUCACAAUUGAUGAUGAUGAUGAAGAUCCGGAUGUGGAACUGGAAUCGCAAGAAGAUGAUGAUAAAUUAAAUGGUUCAGAUAAAGAUUCUCGUCGUCGCGAUAAACGUAAGUCUGGUCGUCGUAGUCGUGCGCGAGGAAACAAACACAAAGAGCCUUCCACGUCCAACCGUGAUACAGAUGACCGCAAAACUUCAUAA
This is a messenger RNA of Rosa rugosa (rugosa rose), 1602 nucleotides long. RefSeq lists its product as uncharacterized. NCBI's taxonomy places the organism in Eukaryota, Viridiplantae, Streptophyta, Magnoliopsida, Rosales, Rosaceae. Gene Ontology annotation, biological process: plant-type secondary cell wall biogenesis. The record is from RefSeq and is a predicted model, not a curated record. Bases 1 to 1602 code for a protein of 533 amino acids. The transcript has a single exon.